Molecule: messenger RNA, 3017 nt
Organism: Pygocentrus nattereri (red-bellied piranha)
Lineage: Eukaryota; Metazoa; Chordata; Actinopteri; Characiformes; Serrasalmidae
Gene: insig2
Product: insulin induced gene 2
Exons: 6
Coding region: 213-893 (226 amino acids)
Biological process (GO): cholesterol biosynthetic process; SREBP signaling pathway; SREBP-SCAP complex retention in endoplasmic reticulum
Cellular component (GO): endoplasmic reticulum; SREBP-SCAP-Insig complex
Source: RefSeq, a predicted model, not a curated record
CUGUGGAAGCGCAGCCUUCGUUCUGGUGUGAGAGUGUAAAUAAAGCUGACGUUAGCAGGUUAGCUUAGCGGACACUGUACUGCUGAUGACUACAUGUUUAUCUUCUGUUAAGAUAAAACCAAACUCAGAAUGGUGUGGUGUGAGCUCAGCUGACAGUGGCGACAGGAGUGAGUAGUUGUAGAUUCUGUGGAUUUUGCUCCGUCACAGCAGCUAUGGCGGAGGCUACCAGAUUGAGUAGUAAUGGGACGGCCCAGCGGGGCCCCUACAUAAGUGUGAUAACGAACCGCACAACGAACCUGCUGAUCCGCGGCACCAUGCUGUUUGGUGUGGGUGUGUUUCUAGCAUUGGUACUAAACCUGCUGCAGGUGCAGCGUAACGUCACCCUCUUCCCUCCUGAUGUCAUCAGUAGCAUCUUCUCUUCAGCAUGGUGGGUCCCACCCUGCUGUGGAACAGCAUCAGCUUUGAUAGGGCUGCUGUAUCCAUGUAUAGACAGGCGUUUGGGGGAGCCCCAUAAGUUAAAGCGCGAGUGGUCCAGCGUGAUGCGCUGUGUGGCUGUAUUUGUUGGCAUCAACCAUGCCAGUGCUAAGGUGGACUUUGCAAAUAAUGUACAGCUCUCUCUGACCCUGGCUGCAUUGUCAGUAGGGUUGUGGUGGACAUUCGAUCGGUCUCGCAGUGGCUUUGGCCUGGGAGUUGCUAUUGCACUGCUUGCAACCCUUGCUACGCAACUAUUGGUCUACAAUGGAGUGUUUCAGUAUACCUCUCCUGACUUCCUGUACAUCCGCUCUUGGCUGCCCUGCAUUUUCUUUGCUGGUGUGAUAACCAUGGGCAAUAUAGGACGACAGCUUGCUCUUUAUGAGUGUAAAGUUGUUCAAGAAAAGAUUCAUCAGGACUAACAGCUUCAUGACCAGGGACAGAUGGGUGCGAAAAUGAGGAAACUCACACAAACUUUUACAGUGGUGGAGUGAUUUUAGCAUGUGCACUCUUACAGCAGAUGGAGGAGGACGUGUCUGUGAUUUUAAGGUGGGACAGCAUGGCUAUUGGUGCUUACUCAUUGGCUGCCAGUACAUUUCCACCCAGCCUCUUCAGAACUGAAGAAAGCUGAAGCUCAACACGACUAAAACCUUUCUGCCCUCUGGCUUUAGCCUUUUAGAGUGUGCGAAACAGCAUUAAACUGUCCACAGCAGCGCCGUUGAAACUCUUGGCUGUGAUGUGCCAAACUGACUCAGACUGAUCCAGCUGUACUUACAGAAAUAUUCACUCUUCACAUCCUUGUGGUUUAUGUCCGUACUCUUGUUUGCCGCUGUGGUCAUUCUCUUUGAAGGUGCUGUUGGCCAGAGUGUGAACAUGAGUUAUGGGCAGAACAUGGUUACAGACUUGCACUUAUGGUUACAGAGUGAAAACUAGAAAUAAAAUCCCUAGAGUGGACAUAUACAUUAAGGUGUAUAUAAGGAAGAGGUAAACAUUUAGAGCUGCCAGUGAUGUCCAUUCUAGGAGUUUAUUUCUGUGUUCUGCAAGCAAAACGUACAAUUACAGUACAAUUAACAAUGUUUACAUGUUCAGUAUGUUUCUGAAUAAUUGCCCUGGAGACAUUUCACACUCACUAAGACAUGCAACAUGACAGACUCCAGUGUGUGGAAAAUCAAGAGCAUAGUCAGUGUUAAACCAGGUGUGUAUUAACCUAUACUACACUACUGCCCCUGAACCAGCUUUUCCCCAUAGCUGUGUUAGGAACCAACUGGUUAGGACCAGUUCCAUUUCCCACAUACCGUCAUACAAUACUGUGCAAAAGUCAGAGACCACACUGUGUUUAUUUCAUUUCCAGUCUAAACAGCCUUUAUAUAAUUGCAUUUUGAGAAGGAAAAGAGAAAAAGAAGAAGGGGGAGGGGCAGAGAACAAAGACUUAACAUAUGUAAUUUUAAAAUUUCUUUUCCUUUGACUUUCCUCUUAUGCGAAUGUUCUCAUAUUUAAUCUCAGAAAUAUCCCUGAAAAACAUGUACUUAAUGGCCCUUUUGAUAGGAAAUUAAAUGAAGAGAGGUCUCUGACGUUUUGCACAGUACUUUAUACAGUGGUGUGAUGGUGCUGGUGAGCGGAGUAAAAAUAAACACUGCUUUUGCUUAAAUUUGAUUACACUGACAUUUGCCACAGCCUUAAGAUUACAGUUAUCUUUAUGAAAGAUGUUUGACUAAUUUAGUGCUUUUAAAGGGACCCAUCAGAGCAUGUGGUACUGCAACACAUUUAUACUCCUUAUUAACCCUGAAACUGAUGAAGCCAGUGUUUAGAGGUUAUUUUUGAGGGUGCUCUGGUUUGCAAUUAUGAACAGGAAGGGAUAUUAUUUGUUGCGUCUUACCUCUUUUUUUCCCCCUUGGUGAUAUUAAAAGGAAAAAAAGAGUGGAAUACCUAAUGAGGGGAGACUUUAAUUUUCAAGUGUUAUGCAUUGUAAAAAAAAAAAAAACAUGUUACUCAGUAUGUUAUGAUACCAUUACAGAUUUAAGAGAAAUUAUUUUACAAUAAAUGCCUGCUAUAAAAAUGGAAUAGCUGUAUUGAAAACCUCUGUACUUUUCUUUUUCGCCCCAUUUUUGACCUAGUUACCAGUGAACAUUAGAAUUGGCUCUGAGGGUUCAUCGAUAGUUGAUCAACUACAGUCUUGGACUAAAUUACUUUGUUAAUGGUGACUGUUAAGUGCAACAGUCUGUACAUGGAAAACUGGACCAAUGUUCUAUAAAGCAAGCAGCACAGAGCUGUAUAGCUUCAGGUUAUGGUUUAAAAAAGUGAAACCUGGAGCUGCAGGGAUUUCUAUUGAUUCUUGCCUGCAUUUCAACAUUUGACUGGAAAAUUACCAGCUCUGUUAUUAAAUAAAAAGAUUUUUGGGGCUACAUUUGCCAUUUGUGAUCUUUAACCACUAAACAUGUAAAGAGCAGAGAAGGGGGACUUUCUCUCUUACAACUGUUAAACGUCCUUUCUGUGGCAGUUUGUUUUUCCAUGUCUGAUAUGAAUAAAAAAAGAAAAUGAAAGUUUGA